AGGCCGCCCAGCCAUGUUGAGAAGUCUGUCAAGCAAAGUGCAGCCCGCCAUUGUGUAGACACCAAGCAGGCUCUGUAGGGAAAUAGGGGCGCUCAGCUCUAUCACCCGUAGCUACGCGAAAUUCGCCAGCCUGCCGCUCGAAAUAUAUUUGGGCAGUCUGCCGGGGGGGAUUUGAAAAAAAAAAAAAAAAGACAUGUCAGCCAGCAGCCUCUUCGAACAGGUAAAGAGAGGUAUUUUCUGAAGCGAAUUGUCAGCAUCGCGCGGCGGCUACGGCUAGCGAGUGAUAGCUUAGCUUCGAGAGGCAAAAAGCGGCUGUGGCUAAGUAGUGCAGCAGUAGGCCUUGACCACCUGCUAAACGGAACUGAGCUCAACCUAGUAUCUCUUCAUCUAUUUUUCCCCUUCCUCUUUUCUCAUAAAUCAAACCUUCAUGAAUCACCUGGACCCAAUCCAGAGACCGAAAGGCCAAGGAAAUAAAGUGCAAAACGGAGCUGUGACCCAAAAGGAUUCCUUGAAUGAUGAUGAGUUUGAGCCUUAUCUAAACACUCAGGCCAGACAGAGCAAUGCCUAUACGGCCAUGUCGGACUCCUACAUGCCCAGCUAUUACAGCCCCUCCAUAGGAUUUUCCUACUCCCUCAACGAGGCAGCAUGGUCCACCGGCGGGGACCCUCCUAUGCCUUAUCUGGCCUCCUAUGGACAGCUAAGCAACGGGGAGCCCCACUACCUCCCAGACGCCAUGUUCGGGCAGCCGGGCCCUUUGGGAAGCAACCCCUUCAUGGGCCAGCACGGCUUCAACUUCUUCCCCAGCAGCAUCGAUUUCUCGGCGUGGGGGAACAGCAGCUCUCAGGGACAGUCGGGCACGCCGCAGAGCUCCGGCUACAGCAGCAGCUAUGCCUACGCUCCCAGUUCCCUGGGAGGGGCCAUGAUUGACGGACAGUCCCCCUUUGCGCCCGCUGCCAAUGAACCCCUCAACAAGGCGCCCGGUAUGAACAGCCUGGACCAGGGCAUGGCCGGCUUAAAGAUCGGCAGCGCGUCUCCCGGGGGCGGAGGGGACCUGGCUCCCAAGGUGAUCGGCUCCGGCUUACCGGGAGGGGGCCCUCUGGGUCCCGUGUCUAAUGUUGGACCCCCCAGCAUGCCCCCCGUCUCGAUCGCCCCCGCCAAGCCCGCCUCCUGGGCGGACAUUGCCAGCAAGCCAGCCAAGCCACAGCCCAAGCUGAAAACCAAGGGUGGCAUGGCCGGGACCAAUUUGCCGCCUCCGCCCAUUAAACACAACAUGGACAUCGGCACGUGGGACAACAAGGGCCCCGUGCCCAAAGCGGUCACGCCUCAGCAGGUGCCCCCGAUUCCCAGCAACGGGCAGCAACCCAACCAGUCGUCCCCCCAGCCCGGAAGCACGGCGGUGGGCAACCCGCAGAUGCCCCUCAGCAACGGACAGCUGGUACCCCCGAUUUCCCAGAUGGGGCAGCAUCAGCUCCCGCCGAGCGGGCAGCCCGGUAUGGCUCAAAUGCCCCAGCCGCCUCUCUCCCAGGGCCCCCCGCCGCCGCCGAGUCAACAGCAGCAAGCCGCCCAGCCCACCCGCUGGGUGCCCCCGCGGAACCGGGCCAACGGAUUCGGGGACGGCGGCGGAACCGGUGCGGGCCAGUCGCCUCCCACCUCCUCCGGGGUGGGUAUGGUUCCUGGAGUGUCCUCUGAGCCCCACCCAGUCUUAGAGAAGUUGCGUAUGGUCAACAACUACAACCCCAAGGACUUUGACUGGAACCCCAAGCAGGGCCGCGUGUUCAUCAUCAAGAGCUACUCGGAGGAUGACAUCCACCGCUCCAUCAAGUACAACAUCUGGUGCAGUACGGAGCACGGCAACAAGAGGCUGGACGCCGCCUACCGCUCGCUGGGCGCCAAAGGGCCGCUCUACCUCCUGUUCAGCGUCAACGGCAGCGGGCACUUCUGCGGCGUGGCCGAGAUGCGCUCGGCAGUGGACUACAACACGUCCGCCGGCGUGUGGUCGCAGGACAAGUGGAAGGGGCGCUUUGACGUGCGCUGGAUCUUUGUCAAAGACGUUCCCAACAGCCAGCUGAGACACAUCCGACUGGAGAACAACGAGAACAAGCCGGUGACCAACUCUCGGGACACGCAGGAGGUGCCGCUCGACAAGGCGCGGCAGGUGCUCAAGAUCAUCGCCGGCUACAAACACACCACCUCCAUCUUUGACGACUUUUCGCACUACGAGAAGCGUCAGGAAGAAGAGGAGUGUGUGAAAAAGGUGGAGGUCCAAGGCAGCGAGCCAUAUCCCAGCAACCCAAGCAGGAGUCAUUACAGGCUGCAGGAUCGCCAGGGACGGAUCAAGUAACAGUUGGUGCUUUUGUCAAAAGACUGCAAAGCAACCCCCUCCCACCGCCAAGCCCCCCCACCUACCUGACCCCCCCUCCCUCUCCCCAGCCAGCCAUUGCAUCAUCACAUCCACACGUCUCUUUAUUAAGAAACCCUAAAACUGAAGAAGGCUGAAGAAUUAACCGAGGAUGAGAAUAAAAACACAAUGAAGACUUUCUUGAUUUCUUUUGACUUUAAAGACUUUGGAACUCGUAGUUUAAAAAAAACAAAACAAAAAAAGAGACAAACUAUUAUUCCUAGGACUACAACUUAAUGCAUAGCAUCCUUAGGUGAACUCUUGUUUUGCCAUUCCACUGCAUAUGCUUCUUCCCCAAACUUUUUUUUUUUUUUUAAUGAAAUGAUCAACUUGACCAUUUUUUUUUCUCUUUUUUUUUUAACGGUCCAAGGGCGAGUCUGUAAUGUUCACAUCCACGUUUGCUCGAAAUGUUCUAACAAGUUCACGAGUGGGACUUCUCCUGUGUCUUUUCUGCAUCUUCAUGUUUUCUGAGGACACAUGGAAAAACUGAUUUUUCUUUCUCAGCAGGUCUUCAUCACAGACAACCCUGUUCUUAAAAAUGUCGCCAUCUUGUUUUGUUUUUUGUCCCCUUUGAGCUCUGUCAUACCCUCUCGUUCUUUCUCCUGGAGGUGACGUACAGAAUAGCUGUCGUUUGUUUUUGCAUGCGUCGGGAUGAAUUGCUUUGAGGAUGUCGUAAAGGGAGAUGACGGGUCGAGAGUAUAAAAGCAGCAGAAAAGGUUAAGUUUAGUAUCAUUUAAAAGAGGCCGCCCGCUAACAGUCUUUGUUGGACUUAAUUUGCCCGCCUUUUCUUUACCCCCUGGACAGCUUGAUUCAUUGUUGCGAUGGGCUGCGUUCUUUUCGGGGUUCUUUAUAUUUUUGUUUGUUUCUCCCUUUUCUAACGACAGCGAUGCGAGUGGCCUUGCCCCCACUCUUCCUAUUAAUCAGUUCCAAAGUAAUAAAUGUGGUAUAUUAAGCAGAAAUGGUGUGUAUUCCCCUUGUUUCACUCAAUUCACUUGAUGAAUGUUUUUGAUUUAUGAAACCCGUCCAUCCCAAACAUGAUUUGGACCACCUCUCCCCACUAACGAACUUGGCCUAUCUAUGCCACAACAUUCCCUGCUGUCGAUUUCUGACAGUUUCCCUAAACAACUUAUAAUCAAGUUAGCGUCUAUCGUUUUGUUUAUUUCUUCAGAAUGGCAUUUUUGGGAAGUUUCAACACAAAAAAAACACAAGAUCCUCUUUCAGAACUACUGGCUUUUAUUUGUGGCAGAAUAAAGAUGCUCCACAAAAUGA
Molecule: messenger RNA, 3667 nt
Organism: Syngnathus typhle (broad-nosed pipefish)
Lineage: Eukaryota; Metazoa; Chordata; Actinopteri; Syngnathiformes; Syngnathidae
Gene: ythdf2
Product: YTH N6-methyladenosine RNA binding protein F2
Exons: 5
Coding region: 428-2341 (637 amino acids)
Biological process (GO): mRNA destabilization
Cellular component (GO): cytoplasm
Molecular function (GO): N6-methyladenosine-containing RNA reader activity; mRNA binding
Source: RefSeq, a predicted model, not a curated record